AUGGCCACGUCCACCCUGUCCGUCUGCUCCAGUGACCUGAGCUACGGCAGCCGCGUCUGCCUGCCUGGCUCCUGUGACUCCUGCCCCGACUCCCCCUGGCAGGUGGACGACUGCCCAGAGAGCUGCUGUGAGCCCACCUGCUGUGCCCCCACCUGCUGUGCCCCCUCCUGCUGUGCUCCCACCUGCUGUGUCCCCACAUGCUGUGAGCCCUCCUGCUGUGUUCCCACCUGCUGUGAGCCCUCCUGCUGUGCGCCCACCUGCUGUGACCCCAGCUGCUGUGCCCCCUCCUGCCUGACUCUCAUCUGCACCCCUGCAAGCUGCGGGUCCAGCCCCUGCCAGUCAGCCUGCACCAGCUCCUGCCAGCCCUCCUGCUGCAGCUCCUCCCCCUGCCAGGAAGACUGCUGUGUGUCUGUCUGCUGCAAGCCCGUCUGCUGCACCCCUGUCUGCUGCAAGCCCGUCUGUUGCACCCCUGUCUGCUGCACCCCUGUCUGCUGCAAGCCCGUCUGUUGCACCCCUGUCUGCUGCACCCCUGUCUGCUGUGAGGCCUCCCCCUGCUCAGGCUCUUCAUGCUGCCAGCAGUCUAGCUGCCAGCCCUCCUGCUGCAGCUCCUCCCCCUGCCAGGAAGACUGCUGCCAGCCUGUCUGCUGCACCCCUGUCUGCUGCAAGCCUGUCUGCUGCACCCCUGUGUGCUGCAAGCCCGUCUGCUGCACCCCAGUCUGCUCCGGGCCCUCCUCCUGCUGCCAGCCCAGCCCCUGCUCCUCGUCCUGCUGCAGACCGUCCUCCUGCGUGUCGCUGCUCUGCCGCCCCGUGUGCAGGCCCGCCUGCUGCGUGCCCGCCUCCUCCUGCUGUGCCCCCACCUCCUCUUGCCAGCCCAGCUGCUGCCGCCGGGCCUCCUGCGUGUCCCUGCUCUGCCGCCCUGUGGGCUCCCGCCAGGCCUGCUGUGUGCCCGCCUCAGCCCAGAAGUCCUGCUGCUGA
Molecule: messenger RNA, 975 nt
Organism: Mustela lutreola (European mink)
Lineage: Eukaryota; Metazoa; Chordata; Mammalia; Carnivora; Mustelidae
Product: keratin-associated protein 10-4-like
Exons: 1
Coding region: 1-975 (324 amino acids)
Cellular component (GO): keratin filament
Source: RefSeq, a predicted model, not a curated record